Messenger RNA from Andrographis paniculata, 2113 nucleotides. Its product is annotated as 2-isopropylmalate synthase A-like. The coding region runs from base 45 to 1865 and encodes 606 amino acids. The transcript is spliced from 12 exons. Gene Ontology annotation, biological process: L-leucine biosynthetic process. NCBI's taxonomy places the organism in Eukaryota, Viridiplantae, Streptophyta, Magnoliopsida, Lamiales, Acanthaceae. Gene Ontology annotation, cellular component: chloroplast. Gene Ontology annotation, molecular function: 2-isopropylmalate synthase activity. The record is from RefSeq and is a predicted model, not a curated record.
GACUAGGGUUUAAAAAAGCUUCUGCAACACUAGCCACCGUAACAAUGGCGUCUUCCAUCGGGACGAUCUUCAGUCACCCCGCCGCAACUACCCGCCGCCAUCAAUUCACCUCUAAUCGGAACCUUUUCCAUCGAUUCCACUUCCGAAAUGCGUCUCCCGCCGCCGUCGCCAUCCGCUGCUCCCUCCGCGGCCGCCCCGAGUACAUCCCAAACCACAUUCCAGACCCAAAGUACGUCCGCAUAUUUGAUACCACUCUUCGCGACGGCGAGCAGUCUCCCGGCGCCACCAUGACCACCAAGGAGAAGCUGGAUAUCGCGCGGCAGCUCGCUCGCCUCGGCGUCGACAUAAUAGAGGCUGGAUUCCCAGCCUCAUCCGACGCCGACUUCGAAGCCGUCAAGCUGAUCGCGCACGAGGUUGGGAACGCGGAUUCUGAUUACGUUCCGGUGAUCUGCGGUCUGGCGAGGUGCAAUCAGAGGGACAUCAUGAGGGCGUGGGAGGCUGUUAGGUACGCGAAGAAGCCGAGAAUUCACACUUUUAUUGCAACGAGUGAGAUCCACAUGAAAUACAAGCUGAGGAAGACGCCGGAGCAGGUUGUUGAGAAGGCAAGGAGUAUGGUAGAGUAUGCAAGGAGUUUGGGCUGUGAAGAUGUUGAAUUUAGUCCUGAAGAUGCUGGAAGAUCAGAUAGAGAGUUUCUCUAUCAAAUUCUGGGUGAAGUUAUAAAGGCAGGGGCGACAACCCUCAACAUUCCGGAUACAGUUGGCUACAAUUUGCCUGCAGAAUUUGGACAAUUGAUUGCUGAUAUAAAAGCCAACACUCCUGGAAUUGAAAAUGUGAUCAUUUCAACACACUGUCAGAAUGACCUUGGGCUUUCUACUGCCAAUACCUUAGCUGGGGCAAAUGCUGGUGCAAGGCAGGUAGAGGUGACCAUUAAUGGCAUUGGUGAAAGAGCUGGUAAUGCCUCAUUAGAGGAGGUUGUAAUGGCCUUGAAAUGCCGUGGAGAACAAGUAUUGGGUGGCCUUUACACAGGGAUCGAUACGAAACACAUUGUUAUGGCAAGCAAGAUGGUUGAAGAAUACAGUGGCCUGCGUAUACAACCACAUAAAGCAAUUGUUGGAGCAAAUGCCUUUGCCCAUGAAAGUGGGAUCCAUCAGGAUGGAAUGCUUAAACACAAAAAUACAUAUGAAAUUAUAUCUCCAGAAGACAUAGGACUUCUUCGUUCUAAUGAAUCUGGUAUAACUCUUGGAAAACUCAGCGGACGCCAUGCCCUUAAAGCUAAAAUGUUGGAGUUAGGAUAUGAUAUUGAUGGAGAUGAGCUUGACAAUCUUUUUCAACGAUUUAAAGGUGUAGCAGGAAAUAAAAAGAUAAUCACCGAUGAUGACCUAAUUGCCCUCGUUUCGGAUGAAGUCUUCCAGCCAAAAGUUGUAUGGAAAUUCGAGGAUGUACAGGUUACAUGUGGAUCUCUUGGCCUGUCUACUGCAACCAUCAAACUCACAGACAUCAACGGUAAUGAACACAUUGCUUGUUCAGUUGGAAGUGGGCCGGUCGAUGCGGCAUACAAGGCCAUUGAUCUUAUUGUUAAGGUUCCUGUUACGCUUGUCGAGUAUUCCAUGAAUGCAGUAACUGAAGGAAUUGACGCUAUAGCCAUGACACGAGUUCUAAUUCGCGCCGAGGAUGCUGCUGCUACAUCAACCAUUGCUAUGACAGGAGAAACGGUCACCCGUGCUUUCAGUGGGACAGGAGCAUCGAUGGAUAUCGUCAUUUCCAGCGUUAGGGCCUAUAUCGGUGCAUUGAACAAGCUGAUGGGGUUCCAGAAUCGCCCGAAAACCGAAAAUCCCAACGAGAUCAAGGUUUUGAAUACGGCUUGAAGCAUGCAUAUGCAUUUGUCGACAAAUUUUCUUGGUAAGUUGUUGCUCCUUAAAACUUUCUUGUGUUUCUUGAGGCUGCAAUGGUUGUCACCAGAGUAUGUUAGUAUUAUUUAUAUUUAUGGGGGAUUUCAUUCAAAAUAAGAAAUAUAUAUAUAUAUAUAUAUGUAUUUAUGUGUGUAGUAUCUGUAUAAUUGGGGAUGUAAGAAAUUUCUUAUUAAAUUUUGGCAUAGCAAAUUAGGUUAAUCGUA